Messenger RNA from Rhagoletis zephyria (snowberry fruit fly), 714 nucleotides. Its product is annotated as rho GTPase-activating protein gacZ-like. Lineage: Eukaryota; Metazoa; Arthropoda; Insecta; Diptera; Tephritidae. The record is from RefSeq and is a predicted model, not a curated record.
GAUUUGCGUAAGAAAAACUGGAAGUUGGUUGAAGCUUUGCAAAGUGCUGAAACAACAGCUAGACAGAAUAAAGCGCCUAAGAGCGCAAAUGAAAGCCUAGUUCAACAGCAGCAACUUUUCGCCGCUUCACAGAAACAACAAUCCUCCUCCGCCACAGCAAAUGCCGCAAGAACAGUUUCUGCUUUUGAAGAGAAACAUAUACGUGAAAUAUUCCAGCGCCUUUAUCCAGAGGCCGCUAAAGCUUGUGCCAGCACAGCACUCAGUGCAUCCUUUGAACAGUGGGUAGAACAAGUUUUGGCCACACAACUGAAAUUGACAACAGCUAGUAAAGCGGCUAGCAGCAGUAGUAACAAAUCUACACAAUCGAGUAGCAGCAAUAGCAGUAGCAGUAAUCACACCCCUUCAACCCACACCAACAAUAAUUCCCAUAAUGAUAACUUAACAAAUAAUAGCAAUAAUCGUAUUAGUAACAAUAGUACUGGGGAUGGCGAAAGUAGUGGUAGUGGUGGCGGCGGCAACGAUAUUGAUGCCGUUGAACUACGUCUACAGAAUACUCAACUCCGCGCCAAGGUGGAUGAGUUAACCAAGCUAGUUACAAAAACCGUAAGUCAACAUAGAAUUAGAAUUACAUUUAUAAAAGAAUGUGCAUGCAAAUUUACAGAUUUAAUAUUUUAAUUUACUAGGAAUAAUUUGUUUAAAAGAUGUUAUAAAAAA